Drosophila biarmipes is the source of this 1909-nucleotide messenger RNA. Its product is annotated as zinc finger protein 354B. Lineage: Eukaryota; Metazoa; Arthropoda; Insecta; Diptera; Drosophilidae. Bases 150 to 1595 code for a protein of 481 amino acids. Gene Ontology annotation, cellular component: nucleus. Gene Ontology annotation, biological process: regulation of transcription by RNA polymerase II. The record is from RefSeq and is a predicted model, not a curated record. The transcript has 4 exons. Gene Ontology annotation, molecular function: DNA-binding transcription activator activity, RNA polymerase II-specific; RNA polymerase II cis-regulatory region sequence-specific DNA binding; zinc ion binding.
ACAAAAUAUUCCGGAGCUUGACUAUGAUAUUGUAAUUUCCGGGAAUAAAGUGUACAAAAAUAUUAAAACCGUCAAAAUACGGUUGGGGAAUGGGUACCCCAUCCUAAUUGGUAAAAAGUUUGACUUAAGAUAUCUAUAGUAUCGUUGAAAUGGCUGUACAAUGUCGUCUGUGUGCCUUGUUUUUCUUCCAAUUGAAUCCCACGAUCAUAUUCAACCGUGGUAUUCUCGCCAAGAUCAAAGAUCUCACUGGAUUAUGGAUACAAGAGGACGAGCACCUGCCGCGCCACAUUUGCCCAUCUUGUCUGAAUGAGCUAAGUAUAUUUACCGAAUUGAGGCAACGCAUUCAACGGAACCACAAUAUGCUACAUCUCAGAGGAAUGGUCCCAAGUGCCCAGGAUCUGGAGUCUCAACUGUCAAGUUCGGAUUCAGACGCGGAUUUCUCGUAUUUCGCCACAGAAUCAGAGGAAUCCUAUGACACCCAAGGUGUCGACAAUCAAAAAAGUAUACAGGACCUCAUAGAUUGGAAACUAUAUAAUUUGGAAACACCAGAAUCUAAAGAGCUUGAAAACUUCUACAAGUACGAUUUAAAUGAAAGUGAUCAUGAAUCAGAGGAUUGUGAUGCUUGGUCUAACUUAGAAGGCACAGAUGCAUACGGAUCAGAGGUUACCAUAGAAGAUCGUAACUUAAGUGUAUCCGAAGUUCAGUAUCUAAAUACGAAGGCAUUUGAAACUGAUAAAGAAUCGGUUGACUACGAAAAAUGGGAGCCAUACAGUAUUGCAAAUCAAGACACUCAAAAACUUUCUGUUCCGAUAGGAUUUCCAAAAAAUGGUCAGGAAUUAUCAGUUCCAAAAGAAGGUAUUGCAAAAGUCAAAAAGCCUUUAGGUUCUUCGUUGGCAGCAUGCGAAAAUGUUAUUCGCAAAGAUGAUUUUAAAGGCCGUGGAGGUAAAAUCAUCCAAAUUAAAACAAUGCUUACCAUUCAGAAAGCAGGUUCUGCUCCUCUGCAACCGAAAGACAGGACCGUUGAGAAUAUUCCCAAGCCCAAAAGGAAAAGGACCCGGAAAGCUCAAUGCCUGGACUGCACAGAGUGCGGAAAGUCCUUCAAGACCACAUACAACCUUAAGUUGCACCUGGUGCGCCACACUGGUCGUAAGGAUUUUGCCUGCUCUUUCUGCGAAAGGCAAUUCGUUUCCAAACAUUUGUUGAAACUGCACGAGCGAGUCCGCCACUUGGGAGAACAGCCCUUCAAGUGCAAAUUCUGUCCAAAUACUUUCUUUACCAGUACGGCUAAGAACCAACACGAGCGAAUAAGACACAUUAGAGACCGGAGCUACAAAUGCGAUGAGUGCAACAGAGGCUUCAACACCAAGACGUGUUUGAAUAAGCACAAGUUCUUGCACACGGGCAUAAAACCUUAUUACUGUGCUGUGUGCAAUAUUAACUUUGCAGAAAGGGAAAAAUUAAAGAAACAUAUUAGCACACAGAACCACCAGAAGAGGGCAACAGCAAUCCUGGAUGCAAAGCAAAGCUUGGAGUACGAUGAAGGAAACUCGUUUAUUGAUUCGAUCUUAACAGAGCCGAAAAUAUUGUACACCUAAAAUGGGAUAUUUCAUUUUUAAAAACACUACUUGGAUGCUUUGAGGUGGGAGAUACAUAUUUUAUACUGAUUUAAGAAAGAUCUCUGUGCGUAAAUAUUUUCCUUUUGUUUUGGCACUGGACUGCCGCUUUUUAAGUUAUUUUAAAUUUCGUGUAAGACAAUAACACUAUUAUUAACGUUUUUUGUUUCAUUUUUCUAUGUACCACUACUAGGCAUUUAUGUUUUUUGACGAUCAUAACAUUUUGAAAAGAUUAUCUUGUUUAAUGGAAAUUUCAUUUUAUAUUUGACAGUGCAACAGCCAUACAGUUAAUAAAU